Molecule: messenger RNA, 8213 nt
Organism: Galleria mellonella (greater wax moth)
Lineage: Eukaryota; Metazoa; Arthropoda; Insecta; Lepidoptera; Pyralidae
Gene: Tomosyn
Product: syntaxin-binding protein 5
Exons: 27
Coding region: 373-4626 (1417 amino acids)
Biological process (GO): regulation of exocytosis; regulation of protein secretion
Cellular component (GO): SNARE complex; plasma membrane; cytoplasm
Molecular function (GO): syntaxin binding; GTPase activator activity; myosin II binding
Source: RefSeq, a predicted model, not a curated record
ACAUCGAUCGGUCGCGUCGCGCUCUUUCCGGCCAGUCCGCGGCGGCCUCGCUGACAACGUGUCGCCACUGCGCAUGUGUAGUGCAGCGCUGUUCGCUAUCCCAGCUAUCGAUCCGUCAGUGGAGCCGCAUUGCCGUACAUUCCGGAGGCGGUGCCUCGCCUAGUUUUCGUCGAUCGUCGGCGUGGCGGGCGCGUGUCGGCGUCGGCGGCGGCCCCGGGCGGCCCUGCGCAGUAGCGGCGCGAGUAGCGCGGGAGCGACCGACCUUCCUUCCGCCAAAACCGGCUCGCUGUCCGCGGCGGACGGCUGUGAUGUAGCCGGGGCCGGUGCGAGCGGCCUUCGGACAAAGGAUCCGCGUCGAGUCGGUGAUUCGCGAUGAAGAAGUUCACGUUCAAGGGGGUGCUGGACGGGUUCCGCAGCUCGGUGCAGGCGGCGCCGCGCGGAAUCGAGCAGGAGAUACAAGAGACCCUGCGGCCGGACCACUUCCAAAUUAAAAAGACAUUCCGCCAUGGCUUUCCAUUCUCACCAACGGCGUUGGCAUGGGACCCCAUACAGAAGCUACUCGCCGUCGGAGACAAGGGCGGCAACCUCAGAAUACUCGGCGGCCCAGGCGUGGACGCGCACGUCCGCCACGAGGCCGGCGAAGCGGUCCUGCACGCCAAGUUCCUAAUCAACGAGGGUGCGCUGGUCACGGCGACGGCUGACGACCAGCUGCACCUGUGGACCUUCAGGCAGAAGUCACCACAACGGGUCCAGUCGCUCAAGUUUCAAAGAGAAAGAUACAGCGUCAAACUAUCACUACAGACAAACGAAAUAAAGCGGAUCACAUGCCUCCACCUGCCGCUGCAGUCCAAGUGGGUGCACGUGGGCACGGAGCGCGGCAACGUGCACGUGGUCAACAUCGAGACCUUCGCGCUCAGUGGAUACGUCAUCAACUGGAACAAAGCCAUCGAAGUGACGCGACAGAACCACCCGGGGGCGGUGGUGGAGAUCAGCGACAACCCCCUCGACGCCAGCAAGCUGCUGAUCGCGUUCGAGACGGGCCUGGUGGUGGUGUGGGACCUGCGCGCGCGCGCGGCCGAGUGGCGCGGCUCGCUGGGCUCGGGCGCGCCGGGCGAGGCCGUGCGCGCGGCCGCCUGGCAGCACGACGGCAAGCUCAUGACCGCGCACGCCGACGGCGCGCUCGCCACCUGGACCACGCGCGCGCCCAGGCCCGCCACGCUCUCCUACCCGCACGCUAAAGCAAACAAAGACGGCAAGCCAGAACCUUGCAAACCUAUACUACGGCUGGAAUGGAAAACAUACAGAACAGGGGAGAGCUUGGUGAUAUUUUCCGGGGGCCUGCCGACUGAUAAGGCAGGCCGCACGCACAGCAUAACAGUGCUCAACGGGAAGACCACCACCGUGCUAGAGAUGGAGCACAGUGUGGUCGACUUCGUCACGCUGUGCGAGACCCCACACACUGCUGACUACCAGGAGCCAUACGCGAUAGUGGUGCUACUACAAAACGACCUGGUGGUGAUCGACCUGCUCUCGCCAGGGUACCCCUGCUUCGAGAACCCCUACCCUAUGGAUAUCCACGAGUCACCAGUGACGUGCUGUUCAUACUUUGCCGAUUGCCCUUCAGAUCUGAUCCCAGCAUUCUACUCGGUGGGCCGGCAAGUGAACAAGAAGACGGCGGGCUUCAGCGAGAAGUUGUGGCCGAUCAACGGCGGCGAGUGGGCGCCCGCCUCUUGCUCCUACAGCGAAAUCAUACUCACCGGGCAUGCGGACGGCAGCGUUAAAUUUUGGGACGCAAGCGCUGGGACCCUACAGAUAUUGUAUAAAUUAAAAUGUUCAAAAGUGUUCGAGCGGCGCGCUGGCAGCGCGGGCGGCGCGGGCGGCGCGUACGGCGCGGAGGAGGCGCCGCUGGGCGUGCAGCAGCUGGCGCUGUGCGCCGAGAGCCGGCGCCUGGCCGUGGCGCUGCCGCACGGCCACGUCGUGCUCUUCAAGUUUCGCAAGUCCGAGACGGUCGGCGAGACGCACGUACUAGAAAUACCUGUGAUAACAGACUCCGUAGAGGAGGAGCCCUCCCCAGAGGCGGAGGGCUCGCGCUGCGUAUCGGCCGACGCGGAUGCCCGCCGGUGGGCGGGCGGGUGGCUGCGCGUGCGCGGCGCGGCGGGCGCGGGCGGCGUGCGGCGCGCGGCGGGCUUCCAGCCGGCGCUGGUGGCGCUGCAGCUCGGCCCGCCGCACCCCAUCACCGCGCUCACCAUCAACUCCUCCUACGGCCUCAUGGCGUGGGGCGGCGAGCGCGGCGUGGUGGUGGCGGACGUGUCGCGGCGCGCCGUGGUGGCGGCGCUGGCGCCGGCGCAGCUGUACCAGGCGCCGCACGCGCCGCCGCGGCCCGCCGACCGCCAGCGCUCGCCCUCGCUCGACCAGGUGCGUGCCGCAGGGACCCCGGCACAGGCCGCGGCGCCCUCGCCCCUCCUCCGUUCCCGUUACCUGGAGGAGAGUGCGACGCGGUCUUCUCCCGGCCCGGCUCCGGCCCCGGCGCCGGCUCCCAGUCCCGCCGAGCCCGGAGAUGAGUCCGACGCGCCCAAGUCCGACGUACGCCGCAAGUCCACCUCCUGGAAGACUUUCAACCUGAAACGACAACUCUCCAAAGUAGAUCUCAAAUUCAAGGCCGCGUUCGCAACGCCCGCCGAAAACAAUCUCGAGGAGGUCGCCGAGAAGAGCAAUUCCCAAUUUUACUGCGAGCCAAUAGAGCGACACGAGACGAGCGAGUCAGCUGCGGAGUCGCCCGACGGCGACGAUGAUGGCGAUCGGAGCCGGCUGGCCUCCCCGCUGCGAGUGUGCUCGGACGUGUUCGAGCGGAUGCACAGGGAGCUGCAGGACAAACGGACGGCCGACACUUACGACCGCAUGCACCGUGAGCUUCACGAGCGCUGGCACGACAAGGAGGGCCGCGAGGGGGAGUCGGCCGACGGGGACGGGGAGGGGGAGGCGGAGCGCGGCCCGUCGCCGCUGGCGGGCGCGGAGCCCGAGCGCGCCGCGCGGCCCGACAACCUGCCGCUGUUCGACGACAGGCCUGACGCGCGGCCCGACGAGCCGGACGAGCGGCCCGCGCGGCCGCCGCGGCGCAGCAAGCCCGACAAGCGCGACCAGAGGCUGCUCUCGGUGCCCAACAUUAAGUUCAGUAAGCAGGAGGGCGCACGCGAGCGCCGCAAGCCACCGGCGCCGCAGUCGGCGUCGUUCGCGGGCAACCUGAUGCGCCGUUUCAGGCAAUGCGUAGCGCGGCUGUGCCCGCCGCGAGAGAUCGCCGCGGCCGCGGCCCCGGCCCCGCGCGGCCCCGCUCCGCGACCACCGCGCCACGCCCCCGUAGACAAGCUGGACAGCUCGUUCUCACGGUCUCGCUCCAGCAGUAUGUCCAGUCUAGAGAACAUCUCCCAAGAAGGCAUACAGUGCCUAGCAUUCGCUGACAGCUACACUAAGAAGUCAGAUCCUACGCAGCUGCUGCCGACGCUAUGGAUCGGAACGACUUUGGGCUCUGUACUCACCAUGAUGAUAAACUUACCCGAAGCCGAUCUGAGACACACACAACCCGUAGUUGUCUCCACCAGCGGUGGUCCCAUAUUUAGGUUAAAAGGGUCAAUCUUGACGAUGUCAUUUCUUGAUUGCAAUGGUGCUUUAAUUCCUUACUCAUAUGAAAGUUGGAGGGAUGACAGCAAGGAUGCGCGGCGAGAACGCACUCCUACGAAGCAGGGCUCGAGCGGCAGUGGUAGCCGCAUGAGCCCCACGCCGGCCGCGGAGGCGCCGCCGGCCGCCGACCGUCAAUUUGUGGUGGUCGCCUCCGAGAAGCAGGCGCGCGUCGUUGCACUGCCCAGCCAGAACUGUGUCUACCGCCAGCAGAUCGUCGAUACAGACUUCGUCGUCAAAGCGGAGAUAGUCAGCCUCAAAGAUAGUGUAUGUCUCGUCAAUUACCUGUCGACCGGCCAUCUGGUCGCGUACAGUCUGCCUUCCCUGCGGCCGCUCGUAGACGUUGACUUCCUUCCUCUCUCAGAGCUUAGCUUCCAGACACAGUCCAAACAGAGGGGUAUCGUAGACCCAAUGCUCUCCAUAUGGGGCCAACAACUGAUUGUUAACGAGGACACGGACCAGAUAGCGAAGACGUUCUGCUUCAGCAACCGCGGCCACGGCCUCUACCUUGCCUCGCCCACCGAGAUACAGAAAUUCACCAUCGACGCUGAAUUCUGUCAACAACUGAACGAGAUGCUGGGCGAGUUGUUCCUGCCGCGCGACAUGCCGGAGCCGCCCAAAGAGAGCUUCUUCCGCGGCCUCUUCGGUGGCGGCGCGAGACCUCUCGACCGAGAAGAGCUUUUCGGCGAAGGCAGCGGCAAGCCGAACCGCGCGGUGGCGAAGCACAUUCCAGGCGGCGCCAGCAGCGCCGCCAACCUCGAGCAGCUGGGCGCGCGCGCCGGCAGCGCGGCGGCCGAGGUGUCGCGCGCGCACCAGUUCGUGCUGGAGCGCGGCGACAAGCUGUCGCAGCUCGAGGACCGCACCGAGCGCAUGCACUCGCAGGCCGCCGAGUUCUCCUCCUCCGCGCACCAGCUCAUGCUCAAGUACAAGGACAAGAAGUGGUACCAGCUGUGAGCCGCCGCGUCCCCGCGCCCAGGCGCCGUGUCCCCGGACACCUCCCGACGCACAAUUCUCCUUAACGGACCUCGCUCUCGAGCGUAGAGACGGACAGUCGACCGGCGCCGGCCGGUCGAUGUCGCGGCGAGUCGUUCAAUUAUCCCGUGCCUGAGGCGCGACUCUCGCUCCGCAUGCGCUCGCGCGAUGUGAUAGUGUACAUAUUGAAGCAUUGUAACUAAUUUAGCUGAACUUUUUAUACGACGCGCCGUCUGCGAGCCGCUCUCGCGCCGCUCGUGUCGCUCCCCUCGCCUCCACCCGCUCCCCUCGGCGGCCUCUCGAACUGCGCUCGAUUCGGCAGCGCGAACCUCGAGAUCGUCUAGUAUCGCGGCCGCGACGUGAAAUACAUUGUAGUUGUAAAUUUUAUAGAUACGAUGAAAGUGAAUUUUAAUAUACUAAUGUUAGUGGACGAUGUCGAUCUGUAUAAAGUAUUAAGUAAAUAAAUGAUAAAACGAUACUUAUAAAGAUUGGAAAAUUAAGCAUUGGAUGACAAUAAUUUUUGUUACACUACUCGCCGGUGGUCCCCCGGUCGCUCCGAGCUGCGCCCGCGCAGCCGCUGCCCUCCCGUCCCACGUACACCCGCCUUCCACACCCUCAGUGCACCCACUCCUACACCACCAACUCCGUUCCGUUCCGUUCCGUUCCGUUCUCCGUUUCGUUACCGACGCUCAUCAGUAAAUACACUACGCUCGUUACACCCUUAAUAAUUAUUGUGAGUCGUUUUCGACGAAAUCUCUAUGAAAUUGUAAAGUAACAGUGACGGUGAGGCGUCACUCUGUACUAUACGAUGAUAGCAAUACUACGUGCGGAUCGCCAGCCUAAAGUAAACCAGACCAAUCGGUGUCGUGUCGAUGUUGCUAGCUAAAAUAAAAUAUAAUAAUAACUAAAACGGUUAACUACUCUAUGUAAACUAAUCACUAAACGCUCUGUGUAUAUUGCCGGCUUUUAAUAGGAUAGGUGUGCGCGGGGGGAGACUUGACAGGGGCUCGCUGCUGCUAUUUCUUUGUAUAUAAAUAGUUACCAUGUUGUGUGUGCUGUCUAUUCGUACCCGUACAUGAUGAAAGCGAUCAACAGUGUUCUAAGCAAGAAUGUAAGCGUGAUAUAACAUUGGAGUCAAAUUAUGUAAAAGACGAAUUUUCGCGGCCGCCGAUUUAAUUUUUGCUCUUGUCUCCCAUUCUUAUCAGUUUACUCUUUGAAGGAGUACCAGCUCGUUAAUAUUAUGCUAUAUCACGAAUACAUUCUUGAUUUAUUACCGCUAAUUACGUAAAUGUAGCCAUAUAUAGCGACUGCGACGGCCGGUCAAAAUGUGGACAUGCCUAAGUUAAAAAAUAGGUUUAUCGGUGCAGUGUCAGUGUUCGCAGUGGCGCUCGUGCUCGUGCUCGUGCUCGCGCUCGUGUUCGCGCUCGUGUUCGUGGUGCGCGGUAGCGACAGCGGAGGCAGCGAGCCCCGCCCGCGCUGCGCUCUAGUAAUCUAAGUACCUACUGUAGUAAUAUCGGUGUAUCGCAUGGCAAUAACCGUUCCCCACUAUGGCCGCCGACGACGACACGUUACGUUCGCUUCCCGCUUCCUCGUGUACCCGUGUAUACGUGCUCUGUUCUACUCGUGACCAACCCGUGCGCUGCGUACGUCCGACGUGGUCCAGUCGCGUUCCUUAUACUCUUUGUUAGAUAUGCUAGUUCUGUUUUAUUGUGCGUAUCUUAGUUUAUCAUGUCGGUGAUUGGGCACAGCUGCCACUGUAUCGGAUGCCAAAAUGUUUGUACUGUUCUCGCGCUCCUUGUUAUAUUAUAGGUAAUAUACCUGUCUACGUAUAAAUAUGUAAUACUUGUUAUGCGAUUUAUAGUCAUAUUUUAAUUUAGAGUUUAACGUAACUGUUCCGUUUGUAAUCAUAUGCAGAAUAUAUAUAUAUAUACAUAUUGAUUAUAGUUAAUACAAAUUUGAUAAGUACGUGCCGGCACGGCGCCCGGCUCCGGCUGCGGCCGCGGCUCGUCGUGCGGCGUCGUGCGGCUCCCAUCUAAUGUACAUCGCAAACUGUAACUAUGUGCGUUUUAACCAAAUUAUUUUGUUACAUGUUCACGAGUUUUAUUAAAAGUCAUAUUUUCAUAUCGACAUGUUAAGAUUUUAAUGGUAACAGACUUAAGUGUAGAUGGUUUUAAAGCAGUUCCCAAGUGACGGGCGCCAGGUGUCGCCCGCGGCGAGUGGCGCCCGGACGCCGCUCGCCGCUAUAUCCGGAUCGCAUAUCACUCGAAUAUAUCAAGUACUUGUACUGUGUAGAUAGCGAGGACGCGACGCUCGCCUCUCGGCUCGAGUCGUCGACGAAUCGUAUAGUUUUGAGACUUACUGCGCUAUCUUUGUAAUCACCCUAAGGUGAAGUAGAUUUUUCAUUUUAACAUCUUGUAACUUACGAGUCGAUAAGUAAUCAAUCACCUUCACUCACGUAUACAUAAAACCAUCGUAACUCGGUCUGUGUAAAAGUUAUAUUGCUAGCGCUCGCUCCCUCCCUCUCUGUCUCUCUCUAUUAGUUGAAAUUUGCACAGAGAAUAGUAUUGUUGAACUGUACUUGGUAAAGUUUAAACAGAUUUAUAAUUUCAACGGUUACAUCUAGCGGAACCGGCUGCUGUGCCGCGCUGGAUACUCGAUCCUCACUGUACUAUAUACCAAUUAUAGAAGAUAACAAACAUAUGUACAGUUAAUAAGUGUAUGCUUAGUAGCUCACUAACACUGAUACCUAAAAUUCCUGCACUUGCUGCCCAUCUGUACUACUUGUUUUAUUUUGUAUGUCUUUAACACUAUCUCCUCUAAUAGAAAUAGUAGAUACGGUUAAAUAAUUAUUACUACCAUGAAUAAUCAAAUCACAAUUCCAUAUUACUCUUUACUUUUAUAAUUUGAAAAAAAGUACGUAUCUAGCGUGACACAGCAGCGCGGUGAUAGCACUAGUUCUAGAAAAACUCACCCUUCGUGCAAGUGCCGCAUCGCGUCGCUGUACCGUGUCCGGCAGUGUGGCUGCACGGGCCAGUGCCUGCCGCUGACAAGUUGCACAGUGCCUGUCGCUGUAGCGCCUGUUGGCUGUAAUAAUAACGUGUAAUAUAAAAGGAACAAGUUAAGUUUUCUCAAUUCUAUCCAUUGUUACUCAGAGUUGUGUUCGCACCAGGCUGCCAGGCCGGAGGCGGUGUGCACUGCCGGCCCGCGAGCACGCGGAUACUCGUUGCAAACUGCAUAGCAAUUGUUCCAUUACAACACUAAUUCAUUUGAAAAUUAUGGGACUAAAUUAAUAUAAGGUUUGUAAAUAAAUAAUAAAACUUGUGGCAAAUUAUUACUUGUUACCUGUAUCGAUUGUAGUUCUUUUCAACAUUAUUUUAUAUGAAUUAGACGACUGUCUCUUUUUUAAUAGUUGCGAAGUGAGGAGACAUCAAGAGUAACUACUAUUCCUAUACAUAUUGUAUAUAAAGGAUGCUGUUGAACUAUAUUGAUUAUUUAGUUUGGUAGAUGAUUAUAGUCAUUAUAUAUAAAUAAAUUAUGAAAAUAUGAAAAUAAAAAUUAUAUCAAAAUAA